Messenger RNA from Prorocentrum cordatum, 3354 nucleotides. The record is from the annotation of a GenBank genome assembly. Lineage: Eukaryota; Dinophyceae; Prorocentrales; Prorocentraceae.
GACUUCCGUUUCCGAAUCUACACUCUCGGCGCAGGGGUCCAGUAUUGUAGAUUCCGUGAGGAGUAUUGUCCAUCCUGCAAGUGCUACUUCGUCGGCAAUUGGAUGUACAAGAAGAAUGCGGGCAUCGGCGGUCGCGCAAACUUCGGCAAGAUGUCUGGCAUCACCGCCGUGUCCACGAAGGCGGCCUUGCCGUACGUCGUGGUGGCCCGGGAGAAAGCGUGGUACGCGGUGGACCUGCAGCUGUUGCAGUUCAUAACUGAUGAUUUGCAACACAGCGGAGGCACGUUCACAUCUGCCAUCCACGUGUGGGCCAAGCAGCACCCAGGGCGCGAGCAGCAAAACCUCAUCCUGGGCGACUUCAUGACGCAGACAGACAACACGCGCGUGCGUCUGGAGGACGCCUGGUACAUGCACAAUGCAAUUCGUCUGGCAGGAGCCAACGCUGAGAGUAUUGAGUGGUCUUUCACGGAGAGCGGAAUAGAGCGCGCCCUUACGAAUAUUGCGGCAUGCGUGCGAAGGGCGCACCUGGCGCGCAUCGCGGAGCACGUGCGGACGUGCCCGAAAUGCGUUGACAAGCUCGUGGUGUUGCUUGAUGGCAAGCACGGCGCCCGCCGAUUCAUCUGCGGCGGCUUGGAGGGCUAUGAACCCAUGGAGGGCCUGGAGUUGGAGUUGUACACUGGCUGCCAACGGAAUGCCCCCACGAAACAAUUCUUUUGCAAGUUCUGCCGCCCGUCCAAGAUAGAGCAAGCGCACUUGCUACCCCAGAAGGAGAUCUUGGGCGUCGCUCCUCCAGGACCGGCCGCUGACGGCGACUCCGCGCUGCGGUACGUGGUGAGCUGCUACGACCCCGAUUUGCCAGAACGCCCCUUCGAGGUGCACUUGCCGCGAGCCGAGGUGGAGAAGGACUUGUUGGCGAAGUUCGAGAAGUCGCUGCUUCGGAGCCGGGGCGAUCACGGCAACAAGAAGUCGCGCCCGGCGUGGAUCAAGGGAAGCCGGCAAUUUGCGCGCUGGCUGAGGAAACAGGCGCCGGCUUGUGAGCCGGCCAGCUCGGUCGCGGCGAGCAAUGGCGCAGGCGCCCGGGGCGGGGCAAAGAAGGCUCGGCGUGGCUCUGCUUCUCGGGCGCCUGCCCGGAAGGCUGCCCAGGCGGUCAGGAGUGGCAAGGGCAAGGCCGCGGGCAUUUCCCGCCGAUCAGGAAGAGGGAGUGCCAGCGGGGCCUUGGCCACGGCACCGAAGCGGUCAGCUCCAGCCAAGUCGAAGAAGCGGCCGGCGGCGGCCGAUGUGAGCAGCAGCGCAAGCAGUGCCCACUCAUUGAGGAGCCGCUGCAAGGGAUGGCUUUCUCUGGACAGCAAGCAGGAGGAAGCUAUCCAGGCGUGCGGCGUUGACAAACUCCACGGGAGCAACAAAGUCAGACGCUGCACUGGAGGCAUCGUGACAGCAGUAACAUCGUGCGGCAUGCUGGUGGACUGGAUGGAGCUCUUCCGGGGCGAGUCCAUCGAGCUGCUAUAUGCGUUCGCGCUGCGGCUUCACAAGGAUGGCCGCGAGCUGGGCUUCGUCAUUGCGGCCCUGGGGUACGACAAUGCGUGCAAGCUUCUGUCACUUGCCCGGGCGAAGGAAACGCAGUUCCUACCAUGGACGAAGUCUUUCGUGGAGGAAGUGCGGAUGGUGUUGGACAGGUUCCACCGGGACAACCACACUUGGUGUUUGAACAACAUGCCAGAAGUGGACCCCCUGAGGCCAGAUAAUGCCAAGUUGUUGGACAAGAAAAACACGGAGGCAUGUGAGCAGUUGAACUCUUGGAUCAGCGGGAGGACACGGAGUGGCCUCGAGAUGACGCGGGGGCACUUCCAGAUGCACUGGUGGAUCCUUUUUGACGCCCACAACCAAUGGCUCGAGCGAGAAGCGGCAUGCGAGCGCAGGCGUUGCGAGGCGGGGCCCAUGCAGCGCCGGGAGAGUCGCCGCCCGGGUCGCGGCGCAGACGCAAGCCAACAGUUGCCAGCAAUGACGAAAGGAGAAAUCCGGACCUUGUACCGCAUCCUGGAGAACCAGAACCCGUUCCCCGAAGAAGCUGCGCGCCGGGCGACGCCACUCAUGUGGAAGGUGGCCUCGGCGCUGGGCAAGGCGACAUCUCUGCACGCUUCGUGUGUCUACGUCCACCUCAUGAUUCUGGUAGCCACAACGCUUGGGGCAGUUCAACUCAGGUACGGUGGCAUACUAUCCCGACACUGCAACUUGCUCAUGCUACAGCAUGGCGAACCUGGCGACGGAAAAUCGGUCGCCCUCUGGCUGGACGUGCAGGUGUUAGGAUUCUACGACAUGAUACGGGAGAGGCGCUCCAAGAAGAAGUACGAGGAUGCCGCCCAGAAGCACAAGGACGACCCAGACAAUAACCCAGAGCCAGCAAAAGAACACGCCAAAGACACGAUCUUCAACAAGGGUACCUUCAUCGGUCUCGGGAACUUCAUGCAGGCGCAAGGGGAAACGGCGUUUCUCGCGCUGCACGAGGGGAAGACGUGGCUACCGCAGACCUUCGACAACGGGCCAGGCGGCGGCAUCGAUGAUCUGAACCAGAUUCACGAUCAUGAUCUGUACAAGAACCACCCUGGGAACACGCAGAACCGUUUCUUGGUGCGGAACCCGCACUUGUGCGGUGCGGUCAUGAUGCACAUUGAGGAAGUGUACGAGCAAGCACAGAAGCCCGACACAACAGCAGGCAUGAUGAGAUUCCUGAUCGGCCACUUCACCGCCGUCGUGAACAAGAUCCUACCCGAUGUACCAGCACCUCAGGUGGCGCGCCUCCUGGAGGACGAUCCAGAUUACUUCAACGACUUGGAAUACGACCAUGUAGUGACCGCUAUCGGGAAGGUUAUGCUGACGGCCUCGGCGCUGUACGUACGGGGAGAGGAGCGCCCGGACGAGAAGAACAAGAAGAACAGGUACUCCAAGGUGCGUGGGACGCAUUUUCUGCCGUGGGCUGAGGACGUGAUGGAGCACUUCCGCAAGCAAUUCAACUCGGCUGCGGACUACGUGCGGGAGGAGGCGCGCGCGUCGAAGGGCGCGGACGAAGACAGUGGAUAUGCCACUGCGCGGAAGGACAUGACGAGGACGCUCCAGUUCAUCCCGCCUUUGGACAUAGGCGAGAAGGUCAUCGACUACUUGCUGCAGAAGGCUGGCAAGACGCCGGACAUGAUCAGGGAGAUGACCGGCGAGGAGAUCGUGAACUGCCUCGGGGAGGGCGAGGUGCCUCUUGACUUCGUGGACUCCGUGGACCGGGUCGCCGUCGCCCCGGAGAUUCAGGGGCCAGCGCCGCAUUUCCGGAACCCUUUGUCCUCUGGGUCCCAGGGCCAGCCCGCGCAG